CCAAUAGUCAACCAGAGCAUGUCAUCAACGGAAUACUCACCCCGUACUCCUCUCAAAGUGCAGCGGUUGGAGCAGUAUGUGCUUUAUCUGCCAAAACCGUUCCAAAUUACGACUGUCGCUGACUGCGCGAUGCUGCUGUAGCUAUGUCUAAGGUUCCUGAAUGGCUCAAGGAUACCAACAACACAAUUAUCCUUCAGCUAUAUGAGCAAGGAAUUAAGGACUGUGCUGGAUCUAGCCCUGUAAUUCAAACCAACUGGAACUCUGCCGGCCUAGGCACAGCCAGAUUCAAUAUAGAUGGCUCACGGUUCACAUGGCAAUGGCGGAAAUCACAUCGUGACGGUGCAGCGCCGCCUGCUUCAUCGAUUAUUAGCUAUGUACAGUAUCUAGUAUCCUACGAGAAAAGCAUAGGGCAGUACCACAACGGUGGUUACCUGACAAGCUCGGUUGUCAAGGUGGACGUUUAA
Linderina pennispora is the source of this 464-nucleotide messenger RNA. RefSeq lists its product as uncharacterized. The record is from RefSeq and is a predicted model, not a curated record. Lineage: Eukaryota; Fungi; Kickxellomycota; Kickxellomycetes; Kickxellales; Kickxellaceae. Gene Ontology annotation, biological process: carbohydrate metabolic process. The transcript has a single exon. The coding region runs from base 144 to 464 and encodes 106 amino acids.